Olea europaea var. sylvestris is the source of this 1199-nucleotide messenger RNA. RefSeq names its product B-box zinc finger protein 19-like. Bases 195 to 842 code for a protein of 215 amino acids. The record is from RefSeq and is a predicted model, not a curated record. Gene Ontology annotation, cellular component: nucleus. The transcript has 6 exons. NCBI's taxonomy places the organism in Eukaryota, Viridiplantae, Streptophyta, Magnoliopsida, Lamiales, Oleaceae. Gene Ontology annotation, molecular function: zinc ion binding. Gene Ontology annotation, biological process: photomorphogenesis; regulation of DNA-templated transcription.
ACCCAAAUUCUAUUUUUGCAAUCAAACGGACACUUAAUUUGAAAUGUGGAUGGUUCUUCUCAUUAUAUUGAAUAAUCAUCUUUUGAUUACCUUAUAGAACACUAAUUACCAUGAUAUUUUGUGCACCGGUAAUGGAUGCAUAAUUGGAAAAAUACGUCAUUAAUAUCAAGUCAUAUCCCGAGCGUCGGGGAGAGAUGGCAAGACUACUAUCAGUAUGUCUGAGAAGAUUGCAUUUGUGUUCUUUCUUGCACUGUGCUGGCAUCUGCAUCAUGCUGUCUUAUGCGCUUGAAGAAUGUUCGGUCCAUAUGUGCAACAAGCUUGCAAGUAGGCAUGUGCGAGUUGGGCUUGCUGAGCCCAGUGCAGUUCCACGUUGCGACAUAUGUGAAAAUGCACCUGCUUUCUUUUAUUGUGAGAUCGAUGGAAGUUCCCUUUGUCUCCAAUGUGAUAUGAUAGUCCAUGUUGGUGGUAAAAGAACUCAUGGAAGAUAUCUCCUGUUAAGGCAGAGGGUUGAGUUUCCAGGGGAUAAAUCUAUCCGCUUAGAUGAGCCAGGAUCACAACAAGGUGAUCUGGGUGAAGCUAAGAGGGACUCUAUUCAGCAGUCUAAUUUUAAAGGGAAAGAAAAUCAACAAAAUCACAUGGUAUCUUCGAUUUCAAUUCUGGAUAAUAACAAUAGCCGUGAUGGGAAAAUGGAGAAUAAGCUGAUUGAUCUCAAUGCCAGACCUCAACGGAUGCAUGGACAAGCUCCAAAUAACCAGGAACAAGUGGAUACUUUGAUUGGCAAUCAUCAUGAAGGUGCAAGUUUGGUUCCAGAUGGAUACUUCGAAAGUACUGAGAAGCGAUGAAGUUAUAGACACCUUGAGGGGAGAGGAUUUAGGGCCGGAUGGGAUAUGACGAGCAGCAAGUCUACAACAUCUAACCAUAGUGUUUUCCCAAGGGAGAAAUAUUUUGCUGCCUCCAGUGAAUAAAUUUGAUAGAGUAUAGUGAGAUGUAGAUAAUCUCUUGUAAAUUAGAUCUUUGGAAAGCGAGAAGCAUUGCAUAAAAAUGCACAGAAAAUCAGUUAUUAUUUUUUGUUAUUAAUCUGUUGCUAGGUGUGUAAUUAUGCAUAUUCUGUGACCAAACUAGGAGUCCUGAAUCUUGCUUGCUUUCUUUCAUUUGGUUUGCUUCGCAGGAAUGGCUACAUGGCCAAUCUUUUCUCAUUC